GGGAGGGACCGGGCCAUGAAGCCGGCGGCGCUGGAGGUGCUGAGGAUGAGCCGCAUCUGCAGGAUGGUGCUGGCCACUUGCCUCGGCUCCUUCGUGCUUGUCAUCUUCUAUUUCCAAAGUAUGUUGCACCCAGUAAUGCGUAGGAAUCCAUUUGGAAUGGACAUUUGUUGUCGGAAGGGGUCGAGAAGUCCUCUACAAGAACUGUACAAUCCCACCCAGUUGGAGUUGUCUAACACAGCAAUUCUUCAUCAGAUUAGGAGGGACCAAGUCACAGACACAUGCCGCGUCAACAGCGUGUCUAGCAGGAAACGCCGUGUGCUGACACCCAACGACCUCAAACAUUUGGUGGUAGAUGAGGAUCAUGAAAUGAUCUAUUGCUACGUACCCAAGGUGGCCUGUACAAACUGGAAGAGAGUCAUGAUGGUUUUGACAGGCAGGGGCAAAUAUAGCGAUCCUAUGGAGAUACCAGCCAAUGAAGCCCAUGUGUCCUCAAACCUGAAGACCCUCAACCAGUACAGCAUUCCAGAGAUCAACCACCGUUUAAAAAAUUACAUGAAGUUCUUGUUUGUUCGCGAGCCUUUCGAAAGACUGGUGUCUGCCUACAGGAAUAAGUUCACCCAGAAGUACAACACAUCCUUUCACAAGAGAUACGGCACGAAAAUUGUGAGGCGCCAAAGGAAAAACGCCACCCAGGAGGCUCUGCGUAAAGGCGACGAUGUGAAAUUUGAAGAGUUUGUGGCAUAUCUCAUUGAUCCACACACCCAAAAAGAAGAGCCUUUCAAUGAGCACUGGCAAACAGUCUACUCCCUCUGCCACCCUUGCCAUAUCCAUUAUGACCUCAUAGGAAAAUACGAGACACUCGAAGAGGAUUCCAAUUACAUCCUUCAGCUUGCAGGAGUAGGCAGUUACCUGAAGUUCCCCACCUAUGCAAAGUCUACGAGAACUACUGAUGAAAUGACCACAGAGUUCUUCCAGAAUAUCAGCUCCGAGCACCAAACACAGCUGUAUGAAGUCUACAAACUUGAUUUUUUAAUGUUCAAUUACUCAGUGCCAAGCUACCUGAAAUUGGAGUGAGGGGGAGAGAGAAAGGAAAGAAAGCCUCUUUUAUUUAAGAUUUUUAUUUGUCAUAAUAAAUAUGAAGAAUGGGUUAUUUUGUAAAUUAAUAUUUUCUUUUUUGAAUGAUGCUGCGAGCAGCACAGUUGAAAUUAUUUAAAUCAUCUGUAAGAAAGGACAGCUCUCUUGCAGGGUGACAGGAUUUUGACGAUCUAGCUUUAGAAAUGAGUAAUACUGCUACACUGUUUAAAAUGUUAAUUGUGUUCUGGUGAAUUUCGUUUAUCUUGCAUUCCUCAAAUUCUAAUUAAUGUUAUUUAUACUUAUUUAAAACACAGUCUCUUGGUAGGUUUCACUUUAGCAGCAGAAAUAUGAUAAUAUUUGGACAAAAGGAAUCUGACUUUGUGCUUUCUUCUGCUGUGCUUGUCUCUGGUCAUUAACUCUUUCAUUAGCUUUUCACACAGAUAAAGAUCCUAUCAGAAAUUUUAAAACAAUGAGGUUGUUUAAUCCAUAUCACAUCUUGGAAACACUAGUAGAAAUAGUUUUUUCAGAGAAUGAUAUUGCACUUAAAUCAUAAAUGUAAAGUUACCUUUUUAUCCCUGAAAGGGAAAGGAUAGAACAGGUUUUGAUAGAUCCAGGAUAUUUAAAAUCUGAGACUGAAAAAUGUGAGUAUAUCCCUUGGAGAGAGAAACCAUAAAUUUUGAUCUGGACAGCACAACUUGAUUUCCUGUGCUUGGCAUUUCCAAGCCUGUCUUCCCAAUGAAGAGAGAAGAGGAUUUGUGCAUAUUAUGUGCAGGUAAAGUCUGGGCCAAAAAGGCUUCAGAAGUGACUAGAGAGUUUGAUUGCUCAACAUGAGCCCCUUAAUACAAGGCUUCAGCUAAGAGUGCUCAUGGUUAUCACUUUCUGAUAAUUAGGCCCCCUACAGGAUCUCAGUUUGUAUCUCUUUCCCUUUCCCCUGCCCCCCACCCAUAAAUAAAUAUCACUGGUCACAACAGGAAAUACCGGCCAAAAUGUGUUCAUACAUAGCACCAAUGCAUAUAAUCUGAAAAAGUCAAAAGAUCACCUUCCUGUUGAUCUCUGCCUUUAUGAGGCAAUAAAAGCAGUCCCUUAAUCUUCAAAUACAUUGGUGUGAUGCCUUUUUCUUCCUGGGCUAGUGUCUCGUGUCUUAUAUUUAUUAGUCAUUAGUUUGCCAUUGGUGACUGAGUUUCUGCUUUCCAAUGGGUUAAUAAUAUGCCUGAGUUAAGUAUCAAAUGAGAACAUUUUAUGUCAGGUGAAUGUGUCAGUAGCAGUUGCUCUGUAUAUAAAGUUUGUUGAGAUGUCAUAUUGUAAUAAGAGCAGUAGAUUACCUAGAGAUUGCUUUGAAUAAACAAGCAUGGAUAAUUUAUUCACUGGAAAUAAAGAAAGAUAUGGUGUUUUAAUCAAGGAUAUUAGCAAGCUCAGUGAGCAAAAGUACAGAUUUAUCCAACUGUUUAAUUUUAUUUUGAUGUAUGUGGGACGCACAACCAAGGUGGCAGUGAGAGUGACUUUUUUUAUGUUAUGCAUCUCCUACCAAACUAUCUUGACCUGGGGAGGCAGCGUGGUAAGCUAAUUGAAAGCUGCAAAGCACUGCAUUGAUUUAUUUUUGUUGUGCUAAAAAUGGGAUGUAGGAGUUUGUCUCAAUAAUAUGGUGUUGGCAAAGUGCUUUUCAGGUCUCAAAAUGAGAGUCUCAUUGCCAUCACCAGAACAAGUGCAGAUUUUCAAAGUCAAAGGUUGCUUUUGAUUUUGCAAGCCUGUAUUGGUCCAGGAAAGUAAAACUUUCCAAAGUAAUCUGGGAGCCAACAUCCCAUUUUCAAAAGCAAGUUAGGAGCCAGAAGCCACUUUGAAAAAUGCAACAUUGGUGCCUGUGAAGAAGUUGUUGGUGUCCAGAUCUCACAAUGAUCAAAUCCCCACCGUUCAAACAGUCACGGGAGUGGUCAGAUAAAACAGCUCUGUGUCUUUGGGCCAGAUCCUGGAACUACACUGGUUUACUGUGGCUCAGGAUAUGGUCCCCUGAAUCUUGUUGGCUGUGGAAAACCCUAUAGUCAUUAUUAACUGAAGAAAAAAAAGUAGCAUAACAAGCAGCAACUCAAGCACUUUCACCAUAGAAAUUUUCCCUUAAAAAAAGGAAAAUGCCCAAAUCCUUGUUAUCACUGUAAAAAUACAUCUCUCAUUCCAUUUUGGGAUGAAUGGAAUGGCCCAGAUCCCACUGGGAGGGAGGGAGGACAGGAAGGCUACACACUGUCUAAUCAGAUUUUUUAAAUUCUUAAAUGGCUUUUCAUUGCUGACUAAUAUUUUACUUCAGAGCAGUUGUCUCAUUCAGGGCAUAUGGAGCUGUUGUAAGUGCCUAUCACAGAGUGUGCCCUGCCAGUGUGCCCUAUUUUGUGUUCUGUAGCUCAGUGGUUAUGUAUUUAUUUACUAACACAUACACACUUCUAUACAUCCAUACAGCAACCGACAGUUUUGGCUAUGAUCGUGUCCUACGUGCUAAUCCCCAAACCCUUUUUAGGUCUCAAAGAGAGAGAGGGACCGGAAAUGUUCAUCUUCUUUUUAAGACUACUAGAUGUAUCAUUUUGACUGAGCCAGAAGAUUUCCCUCCUCUCCACAAGGCCCCAUAAGAAAUAUGUAGAGUUACAUUUCUAUAUCUUAAAAAGGCACCACUUUGCAGCCACUGCCCUCUCCAGCAAGAAGACAUGCCGAAGAACACUUUCUCUCCUGUCCUGUCCUUCCACAGUGUGCUCAGCUGAAGCAAAAAGGUUGAAAUUCAUUCCUGGAUACAAAUCACCUACGUGGCACAGCUGAGCAAGACUGUUGGGUAGCUGGAGCGUGCCUGACCACCACUUUGUGUCUUCAGGAGCCUUCUAAAAUAAUGCCUAUUAGUUGUCACCAGAUAUACCAGUAACACUAGAGCUAAUGUAGCUGCAGGAUCAGAGCAGUCUAGCACAUUGCUAGUGAUUCCAGCCAAUCGUUGUCCUCGAAACCAAUGAGAACUUUACAGAAUAUAGGUUCCUCCCAAUGGUGAGCCAAAGUAGCCACAGCCGAAUAACAAGAAGUUGGCAAAAUUAGAGUACAAAACGCUACACAAGCGGCACAUACCAGAUGUGAUUUAAGUUCAUGUCUUCAACCUCAGCUAGUUACCAACAAUACUUGAGUAGUUCGUCUACCAUGGAUCCAAGCCUGUAAGCUUUAGGCUCCAAACUAUAGCCAUUUCACGUGAACCUAGCUGACAUUUCCUAUUUUAUUUCAGUGAAUUCCAGAAAUCCUCCAUACUUCAGCCUCCAUAUAAUAUUUGUCCAAACUUAAGGACCUUUUCAGACCGGUUCACCAAGCCUACUACAUUGCAACAGAAAAGUCAACCACAAGCAAAAUGCUUUCAGAAGUCAAUUGACCCAUGGUGUUUUAACUGUAGUCUGCUGCACUUUUCAGGUACAAAAAAGGGACUGUCCUUACUAUUACUCUUGUUACAGAGAGUGUUAUUUUCUUACAUGCAUGCACAAUACAAUGUGUACAUAUAAUUUAACAUCAAUGUGGGGUUUGAUUUUUUUUUUUUUUUUUUUUUUACCUAUUUGUAUGCAGUAGAAGGCUUGUUGUAGAAAAGUAUCUCUUCAUACCUACGUAUACUGUUAAUAAAAAGUAAAAAAAAAAAAAAAAAAAAGCUAAAUUAUACAUUGCCAACAAAUGUGUGAACUGCUCAUGAAUCUUUCCUUGAAAAAAGCCAUUCAAGCCUGAUUAUUUUUCUAAGUAACUUCAAUUAAAUUGAAGAAAGAAAGAAAGAG
This is a messenger RNA of Alligator mississippiensis (American alligator), 4841 nucleotides long. RefSeq names its product carbohydrate sulfotransferase 11 (gene CHST11). Gene Ontology annotation, biological process: carbohydrate biosynthetic process; proteoglycan biosynthetic process. Gene Ontology annotation, cellular component: membrane. The record is from RefSeq and is a predicted model, not a curated record. Gene Ontology annotation, molecular function: sulfotransferase activity. The transcript is spliced from 3 exons. NCBI's taxonomy places the organism in Eukaryota, Metazoa, Chordata, Crocodylia, Alligatoridae. Bases 16 to 1074 code for a protein of 352 amino acids.